Messenger RNA from Pedinophyceae sp. YPF-701, 2292 nucleotides. Lineage: Eukaryota; Viridiplantae; Chlorophyta; Pedinophyceae. The record is from the annotation of a GenBank genome assembly.
AUGCCGCUGCCAGGGAACCCCGCAGCAGCCCCGAGGAAGGGCCUGCCCAAGGGCGCCAAGGUAGUCAAGAAGCGGUCCAAGCAGGAAGUCAAGAAGGCGCAGCAGAAGCCACCGCCCAAGGACCCGCACAGCGACGAUGACUACAGCGACGACGAGAACGAGGGCAAGGAGGGCUACAAGAAGGGCGGGUACCACCCCGUCACCAUUGGCGACAGGUUCAAGAACGGCCGGUACGAGGUCCUAGGGAAACUGGGCUGGGGGCACUUUUCCACUGUGUGGCUCGUCCUCGACCACGACACGCACCACAAGUGCGCCCUCAAGAUCCAGAAGAGCGCUUCGCACUACACGGAGGCGGCGUGGGACGAGAUCAAGCUGCUGGCGGAGAUCGCGGUGGGGGACCCGGACAACCGGCGGCACUGCGCGCGGCUGUGCGACUACUUCGAGCACGCGGGUCCGAACGGCACGCACGUGUGCAUGGUCUUCCACGUGCUGGGCGACAACCUGCUGUCGCUGAUCAAGAAGUACAACUACAAGGGCAUUCCGCUCAAGCUCGUCAAGCAGCUCACGUUCCAGAUGCUCGUCGCGCUCGACUACCUCCACCGCGAGCGCCAGAUCAUCCACACGGACUUCAAGCCGGAGAAUGUUCUCAUCGUUCGACCGCUCGAGCCGCGGAAGGCGCUCGCGCGCAUGAAGCCCGCGGCCGCGGCGGCGGGCGGCAACCUCGAGGCGGCGCUGUCGGGCAUGCAGGAGAAGCUGGCGGGGGGGGAGUUGACGAAGAAUCAGCGGAAGAAGUUGAAGCGUCGGAUCAGCAGCAAGAAGCGGCUCGCGGGGGGGGGGAGUCAGCAGUCGCUGCAGAGCCAGUCGCCGAUGGGGACGCCGCGGGCGUCGGGGGAGGCGGAGGGGGCGGAGGGGGAGGAGGAGGAGGGGGGGGAGUGGGGGGAGGACAUUUGGGACAUGCUGGAGGAGUAUAAGACGUGGGACGUGGCGGACUGGCAGUGCACGGUCGUGGACUUCGGGAACGCGUGCUGGACCUUCAAGCAGUUCACGCAGGACAUCCAGACGCGGCAGUACCGCUGCCCCGAGGUCAUCCUCGGCACGAAGUACUCCACCCCGAGCGACAUGUGGUCGCUGGCGUGCACGGUCUUCGAGCUGGCGACGGGGGACCUCCUCUUCGACCCGCGCACGGGCUCCGAGUACAGCCGCGACGAGGACCACCUCGCGCUCAUGGUCGAGCUCCUCGGCCAGAUGCCGCGCCGCCUGCGCACCGGCGGCAAGUACAGUAGCGAGUUUUUCAACAGCAAGGGGGAGUUCCGGCACAUCAAGCGGCUGCGGCCCUGGCCGCUCGACAAGGUGCUCACGGAGAAGUACUCGAUGAAGGAGCAGGAGGCCGUCGCGAUGGCGGGCUUCCUCGAGCCCAUGCUGGCGUUUUUGCCGGACCGGCGCAUGUCGGCGGCGCAGGCGCUGCAGCACCCGUGGCUGGCCGACGUGCGGCGGGACUACGAGCGCGCGCUGCUGGAGCGCGGCGUGUCGCCGGCGUUCCUCCCCGGCGCGAUGCUCGUCACGCCGCAGCAGGUGGGCGACGGCGCGGCGACGGCGCAGAAUAGCAGCAUCAGCGGCGGCGGGACGGUGCACCAGUCGCCCGUGUCGCCGGGCGUGGUCCCCGCGGCGCCGAGCGCGCGCACGGGCACGAGCACGCAGCCCUCGCGCGAGCAGUCGCGCAAGUACGGCGAGUCGGACCAGGAGCCCGACACCCCCAUGUCCGGGCACGUCGCCGCCGCGAUGCGCCUCCACACCGGCACGCCCGGCUCGAGCGGGUCCGCGCUGCUCCCGCAGGACUCGCGCGGGCAGCUCCUCGAGGAGUGGGUGCACGAGUCGCGCGGCGAGGAGGCGAUCAGCGCGGGCCGCGGGCCGCUCGAGGACCGCUCGAAGAGCCUGUCGCCGCAGGGCCGCGGGGGCGGCGAGUCCGAGGCGUUCCUGCAGCAGAACAAGCGCCAGCUGUACCAAAUCAUCUCGUCGCCGGGGAAGAAGGUUGAGGACGGGGACGUGGCGCAGAUCAAGCGGCUGCUGUCGGGGGAGCCGUCGCUGCUGAAGGACGAGUCGGUGAAGCGGCGGUUGGCGGAGGCGGCGCUUGCGGCGGGGCCGGCGGGGGCGGCGGCGGAGGGGGGGAAGCCGCUGCCGGCGUCGACGUGGACGCCGAGCUCGCUGGACAAGAUCCUGGACGAGGUGUCGAACGACAUGGCGGGCCUGGGGAUGUCGGGGACCGCGGGGGACUCGGUGCACCGGCAGCGGUGA